Molecule: messenger RNA, 3001 nt
Organism: Pristis pectinata (smalltooth sawfish)
Lineage: Eukaryota; Metazoa; Chordata; Chondrichthyes; Rhinopristiformes; Pristidae
Product: elongation factor 1-alpha 1
Exons: 8
Coding region: 333-1721 (462 amino acids)
Biological process (GO): translational elongation; translation
Molecular function (GO): GTPase activity; GTP binding; translation elongation factor activity
Source: RefSeq, a predicted model, not a curated record
GGGUGUGGAGCAGGUGGGUCGAGUUGGUGGGUGGAAGGGAGCAGCAGCCCCUCCCCACCCGUGAGGGAGGAGGAGGAGGAGGAGGAGGAGGAGGAGGAGGCGGCAGUUUGGGCACCGGACGUCUAGGGUGACCGCAGGCGCUGGCUGACCGUCGAGGGGGCGGAGAGGAGGCUCGGGCUCUCCAUUGUGCGGCGACCUCGGUGGUGGAGGGAGGAGGCUUUCUCUCGGGUCCCGCCCCGCCUCUCCUCAUCCCCGCAACCGCUGCGCAGUUGGACGGACGCCCGAGCACCGACAGAGUGAUUAAAGGACUGCGGUAACGUCCAGCCACCGCAAUGGGCAAGGAGAAGAUCCACAUCAACAUCGUCGUGAUUGGGCACGUAGAUUCUGGCAAGUCCACCACCACCGGGCACCUGAUCUACAAAUGUGGUGGCAUCGACAGGAGGGUUAUCGAGAAGUUUGAGAAGGAAGCUGCCGAGAUGGGCAAAGGUUCUUUCAAAUAUGCCUGGGUGUUGGACAAGUUGAAGGCUGAACGUGAACGUGGUAUUACUAUUGAUAUUUCUCUCUGGAAAUUUGAAACUAGCAAGUAUUAUAUUACCAUAAUUGAUGCUCCUGGACAUCGAGAUUUCAUUAAGAACAUGAUUACAGGUACUUCACAGGCUGACUGUGCUGUACUGAUUGUUGCUGCUGGAGUAGGUGAGUUUGAGGCUGGCAUAUCUAAGAAUGGCCAAACACGGGAGCAUGCCCUGCUAGCUUACACUCUGGGUGUGAAGCAGCUCAUUGUUGGAGUAAAUAAAAUGGAUUCUACUGAGCCACCAUAUAACCAAAAGAGGUAUGAAGAAAUUGUCAAGGAAGUCAGUACCUACAUCAAGAAAAUUGGUUACAGCCAAGAAGCCGUGGCAUUUGUACCAAUCUCUGGUUGGCACGGUGACAACAUGUUGGAGGCUAGUUUGAAUAUGGCAUGGUUCAAAGGUUGGAAGAUCACCCGUAAAGAGGGUAAUGCUAGUGGAGUUACUCUUUUGGAAGCUCUGGAUUGUAUCAUGCCACCUCAACGACCAAUAGAAAAACCUCUUCGUCUCCCACUUCAAGAUGUCUACAAAAUUGGUGGUAUUGGUACUGUACCAGUGGGUCGUGUUGAAACUGGUGUUAUGAAACCAGGAAUGGUAGUUACUUUUGCACCUGUUAAUGUCACAACAGAAGUGAAGUCUGUUGAAAUGCAUCAUGAAGCCCUGUCUGAAGCUUUACCUGGUGACAAUGUUGGCUUCAAUGUUAAAAAUGUGUCCGUAAAAGAUGUCCGUCGUGGCAAUGUUGCUGGAGAUAGCAAGAAUGAUCCACCAAUGGAAGCUGCCAAUUUUACUUCACAAGUAAUCAUCUUAAACCACCCAGGACAGAUUGCUUCUGGCUAUGCUCCUGUCUUGGAUUGCCAUACUGCUCACAUUGCUUGCAAGUUUGCUGAGUUAAAGGAGAAGAUUGACCGUAGGUCUGGGAAGAAGCUCGAAGAUAACCCCAAGUCCCUGAAGUCUGGGGAUGCGGCCAUUGUUGAAAUGAUUCCAGGCAAGCCCAUGUGUGUUGAGAGCUUCUCUGAGUAUCCACCACUGGGUCGUUUUGCAGUCCGUGACAUGAGGCAAACUGUGGCUGUUGGCGUCAUCAAGGCUGUUGAGAAGAAGGCUACUGGUGUUGGAAAAGUCACCAGGUCUGCCCAGAAGGCUCAGAAAAACAAAUGAAUUUUACAUCUGUCAGCUUCCACUUCAGUCUCCUCAAUUGGAGGCCCAGUUUUAGAACGGAUGAUCACAGUUUACCAUUUAAGCUCCAUAAUAAAAGACUGGUUAAUGAUCAAAAUGCAUCGUAAAUACUUCAGAAGGAAAGGAUUGUGGACCAUUUCAUUAUACUGUUGUAGCAGUUUUUUAAGUUAGUAGUUUUAAAAGUCUACUUUUAAAUAGAAACCAAUGCCUUGGCCAGCAAUUUGGUCACAGAAAUUAAAAUUAACAUAACCAGAAUCCUCUUUCUCAGAAUUUUCCAAGAAUUUUUUCACGUCUCCUGAAACUGCUCCAGGCUUUAUUCUGAAUUAGAGGAACAGGAGUAGGCAAUUUGGAGCCAGAAUGGGUACAGAUAGUUUGGUCGGGUACAUUAGUCUGAUUCAUUCCAUAUUUCUUGACAUCCUUUUUUAAAAAAAAUUCAGAGAUCCAAUUUUGUAACAUUAAUCCUAAAAGAUUUUGAGUUUUAUUGCUAAAACUAAUAUUUCAGUUAUCUAAGUGCAUGAAAAAAGCUUGUUGAAAACCAUUAGAUGAAUGCUAAUUUAUCUUGGCUUUUUUAAAAUAUAAUCUGGACCUUAGUUGAUUUUAAUCUUGCCAAAUUUGGAUCAGCCAAUUCCUUGGUUUUCAUAAUUGGGUCAUGAAAAAGUUGAUGAUUCAAAGUUAAUGCUUAUAGUGAAAAGACAGGAAGUACUGGAUUCGAGUACUAAAGCUGCCCUAUAAGAGUUUAAUGAAUGUGAUCUCCAGGCUCAAAUCUAAUCCAGAAUCUCUCUACAAUUGUUUAAUCUCUCCUUUCCUGUGCAAUAACAUGUGCCCUAGCUAUUGUAUUUGCAAGUUGAAUUUGGUUAUUUGAUGAAAUGUGGACUAGCGACACGGUAUACCCACCAACUGAACUGUUUAAAAUGUUGAAAUGAUUUCCUAAUUUACCACCAAGUAAAGGAAUCUACCAAAUCUGGUCUGCAUAUGCUCCUUCCCCACACCGCAUAGUUGACAGUUGUCAUCUUAGGGCAGUUAGGUUGAAUAAGAAAUACAGGCUUGACCCAUCGUGUGAACACUUAGUUUUAGCUAAAACUGUACUUUUAUAGUUGUUGAUAUUAGUGUCAGUAUGAUCUGUGAUUGACCAUUAGAACCUGUCUCCAUGCUGCCUGUCGCGCACAUUGUGUUGUGCCUGUUUGUGCAAAAGUUGCAAAGUAAAUUUAAGGUUCAGUGUUUAAUUCUCUUGCUUUGUUUAUCAUUAAAAAAUCAAAAAGGUA